Molecule: messenger RNA, 3395 nt
Organism: Melanaphis sacchari
Lineage: Eukaryota; Metazoa; Arthropoda; Insecta; Hemiptera; Aphididae
Exons: 2
Coding region: 290-2926 (878 amino acids)
Source: RefSeq, a predicted model, not a curated record
AGUCCGUUACCGGCCACGGUGGUGUUUGCGUCUAUAUCUGUUAAACAUACGUCCGAUCUGUAUACAUGCCGAUCGUUGUUGUCGUCGUCGUCACGGGCUAUUGUCAGCGUAUCGGUCUUAUACGAUUUUGUAACGUUGUCCAAUACAAAUAGAAAAGCUGCUGUGUGCGCGGGAUGCAGGGUACGGACUAUUUCCCAUAGCAGUAAUUUUGACGAUUCGUAGUUUUCGAAUAUUUUCAAUAAAUCUUUGACCAGCAAUCGUUUGCACCCGUGUCGGACCAUCGCACACCAUGGGUUUUUUUGAAUCGUAUCUACUGUUGUCGUGCAGUGUAAACAUUGGACAGCGCAAAGAACAAGACUCUUGGAUCAUGACAAAUUGCUAUCAUUACGAUGAUUAUAGAGACGAGGAACGUUUUCUGGAGAUCGUGAAACAUAACCGACAAUCGUAUAUGGCUUGUUUGGCGUACAAACAUAACCGUAAACGGAUAAAGCACGUUUCGGUGCCUGUGAUCAUGGGUACUUAUGUCGAUUAUUUGAUACGCGGAGAAGAAGCGGUAAAACGAUCGCGCGCGCAAUGGGGUCAAGUCGUGUUACAAGGGAUACCUAAAAUAUACAUGUCGUUUUCUACUUUUGACGCGCUUUCCAUGCACGUUCGAGAAACGAAAAAUCAACGAUCUAUAGAAUGGUAUUUUUACAUAGACGACGACGGCGUGGGUUUGAGCUAUCGUGAUCACGUGAUCACGAUAACGUAUAAACGUGAGACCGUGACCAGUGCGGACGACGCACAGUUGUGGAUCCGAUUGAUAAACGCGGCCAAUCCGUUUGGCACACGUUCCGAGUCCAACGAUUAUGUGGACAUGUUCGACGUGAUUUUGAGCUAUCCGUACGACAUGAACGAUUUGAAAAAUCGUAAAUUUUUGAAUUGCGGCACCGUGAUAAACAAAAGCAUUGAAAUGUUACUUAAAAAAAACGCGUCGGGCAACGUAAAAAUGUCCGAGUAUUUCGAAAUCGGAAAUCUGUACACGGCGCUCAGUAAAAAAUCGGCUUACGACCACGACGAAUCUAGUAAAUCGUAUUCGCAGUCUUUCGACAGUACGCUGCACGACGGUCGCAGCAACAAGAUUUCGCAUUAUCUCUCGACCGUCGUGCGCGGAUCGAACGAAGCGUUUCGCAAUUCGUCGGCUCUGGUAUACCCCAACGACGCGUUCAAUUAUCUGUGCACGGUAAACACCAAAGAUUUAAAAUCUGCCGGCGAACAGAACGUGCUGGCCGAUUUCGUCAUGAUGACGGAAGACAGUGACGCGAAUUUAGUGUAUCGUUAUCUGCAAAGUAUAUCGAAAUCCGACGGACGCAACAUAUUGAUUUUGGACGGAUUUCUUAUAAACUGUCGAUGCGAUUGGACUUUUGACGUGUUUCUGGCAAUGAAACGGCAUCGGGAUUGCGUAAACGUUACCACGAAAUACUACGAACCGUAUAUCUAUUGUCACACUAAAUCUUCGAUACCGAUCAAAUACAGUGCCGAACACGAUGUGUAUUUUUCACCGGCCGAGACCACGAAAUACGGUAUAACGUACGAACCGGCAGCGCAAUUCUCAACCACAGUGAAAAUUUUAGAUCCCUGGGCGUUGGUCAAAAACCCACCGGCCAAGACCACGGUGGCCAUAAACAACAUUAAAGGCAGCGUGGCUAACGUAACGUCGGCGUUUCAUAAACAAUUGAUUUCGUCGUCUCUGGGCAUCACGUGUUAUGUCGAAAUCGACGACGAUCUACGAAUUCGGAUAUUGGACAGUGCCGUCACGGGACACGGACUAAUUCCGUACGCCGAUCAUUUUGCGGAGAUCGAUCGCGUGUUUGACAACGAACCGCCUCGCGUCGAAGACACCGACGCCGAGAAAGCGUUGCGUUCGUUGUUGCGCAUGUUCGAUUUGCGUAAAUUGCAAUAUACUUGCGAGCCUACAAAAACCGAGACGUACGUGUACAACAACGCUCCACAUUUACGCCGCAACGUCAUUAAAUACGUACAGACUAUAAUGAAUCGAGACGCGUACGAACCGCCGAAUCCGUGGAAUCUGACGGCUUGGGUGGCGUUUGGUAAUGUGCGUGGUGCUUGUGUCGAGGACAGCGUGGUCUUUGACAAGAAAUUUGUCGAACACGUGCCUCCGGUUCAUUAUAACGCUUGCAUAAGCGUAGAAUUUACGUUCAAAAACGCAAAAACCGCUAGAGACGCGCGAUUCAUCGAUGUACACGCAAACACUUGUACCGACGAUACGUUAAUAGGUUGCGUGGUGACAAACACCGAAGUGUACACGAAGCACAGUAGACAUUGUAAUAUUUUAGUGACGGUCAUAGGUAAUCAUUAUUAUCAUCUGAUUCAUUUCAAACCAAAAAAUCAAUACGAUCGUCUGGAAGUGGACAGCGUAAAAUCUAACAAAACCCUGACGGUGUUGAUACGGGGCCAACACUUAGGGAAAUUCGGUGUCGGUACAAAAAUCGCAAAUUCAUUUGGUCAAAAAAACGUUUGCGGUGCCGUCGAAGAUUUAUCGGGAUUUUGGGGCAUAACUCGGGACGGGCGCCGAGUGCACGCCCAGAUCGUGUUUAGCGACGUUUCGUUGAUCGGACGCGUGCCCGCCGGUCAGAUCAGGUCCAUGUUGGCCCAUCCGGAUUGCGCCAUUGGACCGAACAAAGAAAUCAUAGCUCCGCAAAAUAUCGUCAUACACGCCAUGCACCCGUACACGAAUUUAAAGAUAUUCGAUAUACGAGCCGACACUUUGGUGAACGUUAACGGGUUUGAUUCGCAGGCGCUGAGCUCUACGACAUUAGCUCUGCGCACGGUUCCGGUGUUGCCCGAAGUCCGUCGGGUGAUCGGCAUGCACGGGUUUCGAUUGAUCGACGCAACGACAUCCGAAAACGAGCAACACUGUCAGUAAUACAAUGAACAACCAUAACAAAGUGUUCUGCGAUGCCGGUGCCGAUGAUUUCGCGGAGCCCGUACCGCGGGGAUACGGUUCGGCGAGUGCCGAAUCGCCGCCGCUACCGUCCAUGGACGUCGUCGACACGUUCAGACGUGAUUUUCGCGUUUUGUGCGAUUCAUCGGGGAUUGGUGUGAACGGUGUCGCCGUCGAUAAACGCUACGAGGCUUUCAAUGACUUGUGCACACUGGGGAUCGUCGAACGUUUGGAUUUACACAAUAACGUUAUACAAUUGAACUUGGCACGUUUACACAAUGUCGGAUAUAUUUUGGUGUACGAUGUAAAUAAACGUAUGCCUAUUUUCACUAAAUGUUUAGAUUUAUCGUAUUUGUAUAAUUUACGUUUAUACAUGUCUGAAUGUAUAUGCGUAGCUUCAUUGGAUUCUUACAGUGUCAUAAAAAUAAAACAAAAUUUUACGUCAAUGUAA